AUGGCUGAUGCGUCCAAUGAGUUGUCUAACCACAACAAUCUGGGAGCUGCUUGCUUUCGAUGCAGAGGAUUCAGGCAACUAUUACGCAUACAUGCAUGCGAUCGUCAAAAGCCAGUAUGCUCCCGUUGUCAGCGCCGAGGUAUCAACUGUACUUAUCCAGAAGCUGCACCCACACUCAAGAAACUCCAAAAAGCAACUGAAACGCUUGGCGACCGUAUAAGGAAGUUUGGCGACCGACUCAAAUCAGCAGAAACUAUGCCGAAAGAACUAAAGGGCAUAUCACUCCAGUGCUUAGCCCAACGCUCAGCCACGCCUGGAAGUGAGGUGGAAACACCAUCUAUUAUGUCAGAACAUUCUGAUAAUCGUUCUUCAAUUUCUGUUGCAUCAGAUACUACCUCAGAGCGGGACGAAGAUAUGAGACCACGCCCGCCAAGCGUAGCCUCCACAAGUAGCUUUUCCAUUUAUCCGUGCGGAAAGUGCUACAAAGACCUUCAGCAAUGUGAUCUGACAAUGCCUCGGUGUGGGCGCUGCACUGACAAUGGGACCGAAUGUACCUACAUGAAAACUGAGCCCAAAGCAAAUCACGUAUCACAAGUGCUCACUACCAUGAACAAAGUUAUGGACCAAUGGCAAGAGUCAAUUGACAAAAUUGCGAAAGACUUUGCCCAAAAGACUCGCGAUUUUUCAGCUCGAGCUAAUAACUCACUAAAGAUAAAGCCCUUGCCACCUUUUGCUUGGAAGAUUACUUCUACUGGCAAGGGACUCUCUGUAGAAAGCACAGUUAAUUCAUAUGGUGAUCUAUCCAAACUUGUAGAUCAAUUCAAAAGAUCCAUGCAUAUCACACCUCGAGAACCAAUUCCCCAGCCAGCAUCUUCACCGCCAAUGUCAGAUGAACGUCAACGGCUGGCAAGGGAGGCAGAGCUGGAUGACACUAGUUCGAUACAUACUUCAUCUGGAUUCUCUUUUGCCGUGUGGAAUACAUGGUCUCAUCCCACCUAUGCACUCCCACAAGAUUAUCCAAUAGAUAUUUCAACUGAGCUUACAGACGAUCUUAUUGAAUUAUACUGUCGUACUCCUUGCUGUUCAUCAAUACGUCUUCCGAUUAUAGAUGUUGUCGAUUUUAUGAAACGCUACCGAGAUCCAGACCCAGAAAAGAGACCUUCUACUGUGCUCGUGUAUGCAAUUUGCUCCAUGGCAGCACGCAAUGCAUUCCAACUUCAUGUGUGGAGUAAGAGACCUUCCCACGAGUCUCCACAAUAUAACAUGGGAAAAGUCCUUUCAAUUGCGUAUUCUCUCAAAGGACGAGAACUUCUUUCAGAGUGCUUUGAUGAGCCUUCAAUAGACAAUUGUCAGGCAGCAUUCUUACUUUCUUACUCUAAUCACCAAAAUGGAUACCCUGGAGUCAUCUAUAUCUAUGAGUGGAUUGCGUUCACCAUGGCGCAAGAGCUUGGCCUGUAUGAUCAUGGACGAGAACUCUCAAGACAAGAAAGCAUAUUGGUGUGGUGUCUGUAUUACUUUAAUACCUGGUAUCGUGUCCUCCAAGGAAAUUCAAGCACAACCUCUGUUGAGUCUAGUCAGUUUUAUCCACACUGUCCACUCCCACCACCACUGCCCAAGCCGAGUGAAGACGAUAUGAAUCCAGGGUCAGAAAAAGAGAUAUUCCAAGGAACAGUGGACUAUUAUAUAUGGAGUGUGUGGUACUAUCUCAUAAAACUCCAGGUUCUUCGGCACGAUGUGAUGACCCGUCUCUUGGCAGCACAGACGACGGGAAAGGCUGAUGUAAACUUACCUCUUGAUUUGCUGGCAAUGCAAGAUCGACUUGAACAGUUUCACGAUGAUCUUCCACCCGAAUGGCAGGAUCCAAAUCUUCACUUCGUUGCUAACGAGAGUAUAUCGCGUGCAUCAGAGUCUCAGGAAGCACAUGAUGAUCACAAGCAUUACCAUCUAGACAUAAAAGAGUUCGCAAAGUUCUGUAUCCUUAAUGUCAAUGUUCACUAUAAUAUCAACAAAAUAUUGCUCUACCAGCCAUUUUUCCCGUCAGAUCAUAUGCCGACCAGUGAAUUUUCACUUUAUUGCCUCGAGACUUCCAUUGAUUCGGCCUAUUUUAUUACCCACUCGGUCGAAAUUAUGGUGAAGUAUAGAGAUGACUGCAAUAUACCUCUUGCGGGCCUCUUGUUUUCCAAUAUUGUAUACAACAAACUUUUGAAAUAUAAGGACGACAAAUAUCGAGAUUUUGCAGUCCGGUGCAUGCAGCGUUCUCUAGAUAUUUCCAAAAUUUCAACAGGGUAUGCUUAUGAUUUUGAAAUGGCCAAGAAUCUUGUACAUGUUAUGGACCAAGAAGUUCGCUCUGUCUGUGGUCCAUUGGCCAGUCGAAGUGGUAGCAUCGAUUCUUUUGAUUCUUCUGUUCCAAGUUCUACUCUCACAUCUCUUCCCUCACCUCCUCACCAUCCUCCGAUCGAUCAUCAGCUUCCUCAAAACCUUUCGCCUUCCCCCUUUCACUCUACCUAUUAA
Phycomyces blakesleeanus NRRL 1555(-) is the source of this 2511-nucleotide messenger RNA. RefSeq names its product Zn(2)-C6 fungal-specific transcription factor. Lineage: Eukaryota; Fungi; Mucoromycota; Mucoromycetes; Mucorales; Phycomycetaceae. The record is from RefSeq and is a predicted model, not a curated record. Gene Ontology annotation, molecular function: DNA binding; zinc ion binding; DNA-binding transcription factor activity, RNA polymerase II-specific. Gene Ontology annotation, biological process: regulation of DNA-templated transcription; DNA-templated transcription. Gene Ontology annotation, cellular component: nucleus. Bases 1 to 2511 code for a protein of 836 amino acids. The transcript is spliced from 2 exons.